CGAUAGUGUGUUCAUCCACAAACACAUCGUGUUUAAGUGCAGUAAAGUGUAUGUUUUGAUAUACCGCCUCAUGAUUUUUAUGAACGUAUUUAAUAUCGACCUCAAUCGACUAUGACAAAAUCAAUUUGUUUUUAAAUUUAAAUGUAUUGUGUGUUAUUUUACUACUAGCAUAUGUCAAUAGUAAACAGAUUAGAACUUCCAUUCAAGUAAUUACAAAAUUGGUAUUAUUUGUGUUUAGCAAUAAAUGAAUUAGGCUCUGUUAAAAUGGAGCACGAAUGCGAAGAUUGUUUAAUCUUCCAGCAAACGGAUCUUUUUUCUCAAGGAUUUCCAAUUGUAGAAGAAAUUAGACGCCAAGGAAAGUUGUGUGAUGUGACUCUAAAAGUUGAUGAUGAGUCAUUCAGCGCACACAGAAUAAUCUUGGCAGCAACUAUACCAUAUUUCCAUGCCAUGUUUACUAAUGACAUGCUCGAGAGUAAGCAAAAAGACAUUGUCAUACGUGGAAUCGAUCCUGGGGCCCUAGAAGCACUAAUAAACUUCGCGUACAGUGGGCGCGUUGCGCUCGACAACAAUAAUGUGCAGUCGCUGCUGGCCGGAGCAUCGUUCCUGCAGCUGACAAAGGUGCGGGACGCCUGUGCGCAGUUCCUCAAGAGACGGUUCCACCCAAAUAAUGUGCUGGGUAUCCGCUACUUUGCGGAUGUCCAUGGCUGUGCCCCGCUCGUGGAAGCAGCCGAGAAGUACAUCCAGCAGUACUUCUGUGAAGUGUCGUUGUCUGAAGAGUUCCUGAACUUGUCUUGCGCAGAGGUCUUGGACAUUGUCAAAAGUGACGAGCUGCAUGUUGUCUCAGAAGAACAGGUGUUUGAGGCGGUGAUGCGGUGGGUGAGCAAGGACGGCGGCAGCAGGAAGCAACACCUGCCGCAGCUGCUGGCCAAGGUUCGCCUGCCCCUGCUCACGCCUCAGUACCUCACGGACCGCGUCGCCGUCGAGGAGCUGGUCAAGACGUCCCACGAGUGCCGGGAUCUGCUUGACGAGGCUCGAGACUAUCACCUCAUGCCAGAGAGACGACCCUUGCUCCAGAGCUUCAGGAAGCGUCCCCGCAGUUGCAGUUGCGUCAUGGGCAACAUCUUCGCAGUGGGCGGACUCACCAAGACAGGAGACUCCCUGAGCACGGUGGAGGUGUACGACCCGGCGGUGGACACCUGGCAGAUGGCCGAGGCCAUGAGCAUGAUGCGCAGCAGAGUGGGGGUCGCCGUCAUGCACAACAGGCUGUAUGCGUUCGGCGGCUACAACGGCUAUGACCGCCUCUCCACCGUCGAGGUGUUCGACCCGCAGAAGAAGGCCUGGGGCCGCGUCGCCUCCAUGCAGUGCAAGCGCAGUGCGGUGGGAGCUGCCGCCCUCAACGACCGGCUCUACGUGUGCGGGGGCUACGACGGGGUCACCUCCCUCAACACCGUGGAGUGCUACAACCCUGAGAGGAACGAGUGGACCUACCUGGCCAACAUGACUCGACACCGCAGCGCCGGGGGCGUCGUGGCGUUCGACGCCCACAUUUAUGCCUUGGGUGGCCACGACGGCCUUUCCAUAUUCGACUCUGUGGAAUGCUACAGCCCUCAGACGGGCAAGUGGACUUCAGUCGGCCCCAUGCAGACAAGACGAUGCCGCCUGGGAGUGGCAACCCUCAAUGGGAAACUGUAUGUCUGUGGUGGGUACGACGGCUCCACCUUCCUGCAGACGGUAGAGAUGUACGACCCAGACACCAACCAGUGGCAGUACGUGGCGCCACUGAACGUGAUGAGGAGCCGUGUGGCGCUGGUGGCCAACAUGGGCAAGCUGUGGGCAAUCGGCGGCUACGACGGAGUGUCCAACCUCUCCACGGUGGAGGUGUACGACCCCAGCGCCAACGCCUGGUCCUUCGUGUCGCCCAUGUGCGCCCACGAAGGAGGGGUGGGCGUCGGCGUCAUCCCAACAUUCUGACAGCGAGCCAGGCAUUCCGAGUGCAGCUAGUUGCAACUGCAUACAAGUGCAAGCUAAGCAAGUCUUAGUCUUGUCUGAUUAUUUAUUGGGUAUAUUUUGGGGUUGCCUGGUAAUAUCAGCUAAUCAAACCAGAGUAGAACUAUUUAUUUAUUUAUUUAUAUUUUUUUUGUAUGUAGAAGAGUUGUAAAAAAUGUGAGAUGCUUCUAAGUAAAACUUUUGAUUUUUAUUUAAUAAAGUUAAUCAAAAUAUUUUUAUACAGUAGAACCAAGCAUUCGGUUAACCGGGUUCUCAAUUUAAAAUUAAACUUGGGGGGAAAGGGACCAAGUCUGUGGUGUAAUUCAUUAGGGAACGGACAAGAAAGGAGUAAACUACGUAUUAAAAGUAGAAACAGACAAAGAAACUGAAUAGAAUCGCCCUUACACACUUUUACUGUCUUGUAUAGCCUUAAAAAAAAAUUUUUUUUAGUUAAAUUAUCUGUGAUUUUUGCUUAUCCAUGCUGACUUGCCCUCACAUUACCCCGGUUAAUCAAUUUUCUACUGUAUAUGAAAGUUAAGUUGCAAUACUGGUGGUGAAUAUUGUUUUAAUGAGUGCACUAAUUGCAAAUUAAUGCACUCAACUAUGGAGCUGUGUGUAAAAAGUAAAUCAUUGUUUAAAUUAAUAAUUUUUUUUUAUACUUAUUAAAUUUUGUUUUCGGAUGGCUGCACCAUUUUAAGUGGAAAUGAUAUUGCAGCAUCUGCCUUGUUCGUGAAUGUUCACUAAAUAUGUAUGAUGAUUUGAAUUGAAUUGUUCAUAUAUUUAAUUAUUGUUCAAAAAAAUUAUAUUUACAUUAAUUUGGCAUUUUUGAUUACUUAUGGAAAAUUGUGCAUUUCUGUAAAAUGUUUUGUAUUUUACCUCCAUUAGCCAAACUCCUCUACUUCCCCCCCCCCCUUUUUUUUCUCAAAAAUAAUCUCAUAUAGUUUAAAACUUUAUAUAAGUCCCCAAAAAAAAGUCAAGCUUUUCUUGUCAAAGACACCGAAAAUAGUGUCAAACAGAUUUUUUAAAUCUUAGGACAUCGUGAUUAAAAAAACUGAAAGAAUGCUUUUAAAGGGAUACAUGUAACUUUAUUUCAGUAGAUAUCCUAAAACCAAAAGCCCUUUACUUCAACAGUUUUGACAAUUUGUGCCAUGUCUUUUGGGUAAGGCAGAAUAAAGUCUUUAUCAGCUGA
Molecule: messenger RNA, 3175 nt
Organism: Bacillus rossius redtenbacheri
Lineage: Eukaryota; Metazoa; Arthropoda; Insecta; Phasmatodea; Bacillidae
Gene: KLHL18
Product: kelch-like protein 18
Exons: 10
Coding region: 265-1971 (568 amino acids)
Molecular function (GO): protein binding
Source: RefSeq, a predicted model, not a curated record